Molecule: messenger RNA, 1485 nt
Organism: Trypanosoma conorhini
Lineage: Eukaryota; Euglenozoa; Kinetoplastea; Trypanosomatida; Trypanosomatidae
Exons: 1
Coding region: 1-1485 (494 amino acids)
Source: RefSeq, a predicted model, not a curated record
AUGUCUGAGGAGGUUAAUUCUUCCGUUCCGCUGGAAGACGAGCUGCCGCUGCUCAUCCUGCGCAAGUCCGGGCACACGAUCGCGGUGACACGAGACGAGCCUUGUGUAGGGUCUAUUUUGCCCUUUUCUUUGAGCGUCUGCGACGUGGUUCGGGUGGCAGACAGGGAUGCGCUGCGAAGGGCCCACGACGACGGCCACGUCGCUGCGGUGGCGAGGGAGUGGCCCCUCCAGGCGCGCGUGAAGGUUUCCCUGGGCCCCGUCGGGGAGAACGUGCACUGGUUGGUGGUGCUGCGGUGCGGCAGCGAGGGGCCGGCGGUGCCGGUGCCGGUAGCCAAGAGCUUUGGCGGCAGUGAGGAGGAUCUGCGUGAGGUGGCGGCGUGGCUGAGGCUUCUCAAACUGAAGGGAUCGUGCGAGUUGUGCCUGGCGAGUGAGCCGGCCGUCUCGGAGGUGCGCGUCACGGGCGAGGUUGGACACCUGCGCCUUCCCCAGACGGAUGAGGGGGUAAACGAGCAGGUGUUUUUGGGCGACUCUCUGGAAGAAAUUGCGCUUCGCCUGGAGGAGUUCCUGCGUUCGUUUUUUCUCGCCGCGGUGAGGGCGCCGACGGCCGUGUUUUGCCCCUCGCCACUGCCACACCCGCUGAACAUUCACUACGGGGUGCGGGAGAUGCGAGUGGCGGAGCACCGUGCGGCCUUGCUUCCCAUGCGUCCGUUGCUGCUCCUCGGGCAGCGGCUCAAGGAGUGGCCGGGGACGCUGCAGGCGCCCUCCGCCCCUGCGGCGGGUGUGCCCCGCACGGGACAAGACUGGGAGAGGCAUCUUCUCCGCAACAUUCAUCUUCAGCUUCCGACAACCUCGGCGAUUCCUGGAGGGAGGACGUAUCUCGUGAGCGGGGCGUACGACUACUACCACUACCGCGUGGACGGCUUCAGGGAUGAUGGGUGGGGCUGCGCGUACAGGAGCGUGCAAACAAUACUCUCUUGGUUUCAGUACGAGGGCUUCAUGACGGAGCCGAUGCCAGACAUUCGCGCCAUUCAGGGUAUUUUGCAUGCAAAGGACCCGGAGAAAAUGAAUCGCAAGUCAUUUGUGGGCUCAAAGGACUGGAUUGGCUCUUUUGAGGUGAUGAUCGUGAUCCAGCACUUCGUGCCGGGCAUGGAGUGCACCAUACGCCGCAUGGAAAGUGGUGCAGACUUGGACACGGACCCGUCCGUGCAGCAACUUCUAGUAAGCCACUUCCGAAACAAGAAGGCCUGCCCUGUGAUGAUCGGAGGAAGCAGCUACGCACACACCAUUUUAGGCGUCGACGCAAACCUGGCCACAAUGGAGGCGCGCUACCUUAUCGCCGACCCGCACUACUCUGCCGGGGAAACCGGCCUGAAGACGGCCUUGAGGAAGGGCUACGUGGGCUGGAAGAGGGCGGGAAGCUUUUUCGAGGCCAAAAGCUGGUACAAUCUUUGCAUCCCACAACUGGCAUCUUACGACCCACGCUGA